AUGAAUGGGGAUAAAAUUGAUCAUCACAAGGACCCCAGGCCAAUCCUGGUUCUGAAUGAAGGCGCAGGAGGGAACACGGAGCUGGGAAGGGAAGGGAAGCUGGUGGCCAAGGCCCUGAGCCCCAAAUCCAGGAGCAAGAGGCUGUCGGAGAAGAUCCGAUCCAUUUUCACCUUCAACAUCCCCCGCAAUCCCGAGGAGGACGGUGUGAUGGACCACAUGGUGAGGAUGACCACGUCCCUCGCCAGCCCUUUCGUGGCUACCGCUUGCCAAACCAUCUGCCCCGACAGCCCGCCCGAGGUGGGCAAGCGCAGGCUGUCGGUGCCGGAGAUCCUCGGGCAGCACGUGCCGGAUCCGGACGGCGAGUCCCAAACGUCCUCGCGCCCCGGCACCCGGGGAUCGUCCUGCAACGGCCAAGCCACGUCCGAGGUGCGGCUGCUGCCGCCGCCACGGCCGCCCAGCCGCCUCCUGAGCUUCCUCCCGCUGUGGCUGCGCCGUGGGAACAGCAUCUUCCCCGGGGAGCCCGUCCCAAAAAUCAAAGUGAGCAAAGCCUCGGGCUCGUCCGCCGGGGAGCGGAAGCCACGCGUGAAGGACAAGCACCUGCUGCAGCCGCCUCAGUGGAGGUACAAGACGCUGAAGGAGGAGAAGAAAGCGGCCGAGGAGGCCAAGACGGGGGAGAAGAAGAAGAAAAAGAAAAAGAAACGUUAAGGAGGGAGGUGUCGGGGUGGGGACGAGGUUCUUGCUGUCCCCUUGGAUCCGCUGGCUUUUCUGGCACAGGGGUGGUUUUGUUCCCGGAGGAUGGGAAUGUCCAAGGGAGGAGGAUGAUGUGGGAGGACACACCCAGCUGAAAUAUCCCCGAGGGUUCACAGGCCCCUGCCUGGCCUCUUGUCCUCUCCACCCCAAGGGUGGUACAUGUUGUGCUGGGCGCUGAUGUCCUGAGACCCUGGCCCAAGCUCCAGGGAUGCCAGGGAGCAGGAUUGUGGCACAAGUCCUUCCUGUGUUU
This is a messenger RNA of Cyanistes caeruleus (blue tit), 1000 nucleotides long. The record is from RefSeq and is a predicted model, not a curated record. NCBI's taxonomy places the organism in Eukaryota, Metazoa, Chordata, Aves, Passeriformes, Paridae.